This is a messenger RNA of Triticum aestivum (bread wheat), 979 nucleotides long. RefSeq names its product 50S ribosomal protein L21, chloroplastic. The coding region runs from base 107 to 715 and encodes 202 amino acids. The record is from RefSeq and is a predicted model, not a curated record. Gene Ontology annotation, molecular function: structural constituent of ribosome; RNA binding. Gene Ontology annotation, cellular component: ribosome. Lineage: Eukaryota; Viridiplantae; Streptophyta; Magnoliopsida; Poales; Poaceae. The transcript is spliced from 5 exons. Gene Ontology annotation, biological process: translation.
ACGCGAUUUCUUCCUAUCCACAAUAUUAUCCCACUCCCCUCUUCGUCCGAAAACCCUCCAGUCCAGUAUCCGUCGUUCCCCCUCGCCAUCGUCCCGCGCCCCGUCCAUGGCCACCGCCACGCUCCCUCUCCGCCUCCUCCCCUCGAGAACCCCACUCCUCCACACCGCCGCCUUCCUCCCUGCGAGCACUUCUCUCUCCGUCACCGCGUCCGCGCCCCGCAACUGGCGCAUCUUCGCCGCCGCCGAGGAGGCGCCCGCUCCGGUGGAAGCCGAGGCGGAGGAGGUGGUAGAGGAUGCCGCGGUUCCGGAGCCUGUUGAGGUGCAGCUGGCUGCUGCUGGCGCGGGGAAGGACGCCGACAUCUUCGCCGUUGUCAUGAUUGGGUCCAGACAAUACAUUGUGAUGCCAGGUCGGUACAUAUACACACAGAGGCUGAAAGACGCCAAUGUCAAUGAUCAGAUCAUUUUGAACAAGGUACUACUGGUGUCAACUAGAGACAAAGCUUAUAUUGGCAUGCCAGUGGUGACCAAUGCUGCUGUUCAUGCAAUUGUUGAAGAACAGGGACUGGACGAUAAAGUGAUUGUUUUCAAGUUCAAGAAGAAGAAGAAGUACCAGAGGAAAGCUGGUCACAGACAGCCAAAUACGAGGUUAAGAAUUACUGGCAUAAGUGGAUAUGAGGAAUUCCCUGCUGAUCCAAUACUUCAAGUUCCAGCUUAAGUGUAAUUGUAAGUUGUUUAGUUACAAAUGCUUGGUAGUACAUUAGAGUGCAAGAGCAUUUUCCCCACUGUUCCCCAAGUGAGGCUCUUCCCCAAGUUAAUGUACUCGAAAUGCUGCCAUUCGUCGAGUGGUUGGUUCCAUCCUUUUGUUUAUUCCGCCAGCUCUUGUGUUCCUUUGAAAUCCAAUUGUAUUAUCUUGAUUGUGCAGAAAGACAGGGGAAAGCAUUUAAUUACAAUGUGGACAUGUUAGCUUUGGAUUGUGCAA